UCUGAGCCGGGCGGAAUGCGCGGGGGGCGGGGCUUGGGCAGGGGGCGGAGCCAGGGGCGUGGCUUGAAGCGGGUGCGCGCCAUGGGGGCGGCGGAGCCUGACCUCUACCGGGACACGUGGGUGCGCUACCUGGGUUAUGCCAAUGAGGUGGGCGAGUCGUUCCGCUCGCUGGUGCCGGUACCUGUGGUUUGGGCCAGUUAUGGCGUGGCCACCGCCUACGUGACCGCCGAUGCCAUCGACAAGGGCCGGCGAGCUGCCACGGCUCACCCACAGGACACAGCACGCGUCGGGGUGGCGGUGGUGGACACGUUCGUGUGGCAGAGCCUGGCCUCGGUGGCCAUCCCGGGCUUCACCAUCAACCGGCUGUGCGCCGCCUCGCUGGCCCUGCUGGGCACCCUCACCCGCUGGCCACUGCCCCUGCGCCGCUGGGCCACCACCGCCCUGGGGCUGGCGGCCAUCCCCGUCAUCAUCACCCCCAUUGACCGGACAGUGGAUUUCUUGAUGGACUCCAGCCUCCGCAAGCUCUAUGGGGCACCAGGAGAGCCUCCGGCCCCACACUGAGCCCCCAUUUGGGGGAAACUGAGGCAUGCGGCUGCCCUCGGGGUGCUGUGACCCUUCUACUGUGACCCAGCGACUGUGAACCCUCCUACCAGUGGUGGCCCUGGAGCGGCCACUUUGCCCCCAUGGCUGGUCCUAAUAAACCAUU
Messenger RNA from Cuculus canorus (common cuckoo), 706 nucleotides. It is a transcript of the gene MTFP1, whose product is annotated as mitochondrial fission process 1. Gene Ontology annotation, biological process: mitochondrial fission. Gene Ontology annotation, cellular component: mitochondrion. Bases 16 to 561 code for a protein of 181 amino acids. The record is from RefSeq and is a predicted model, not a curated record. The transcript is spliced from 4 exons. NCBI's taxonomy places the organism in Eukaryota, Metazoa, Chordata, Aves, Cuculiformes, Cuculidae.